AUGCCCUUGUACGCAUCUUAUUUUCAAGAUCCAUUCGUCUCGAUUCCGCAGUCGUCUACUGGCUCAUCCUGUUCUCAUGAAGGAAAAUUGUUCACAGAUUUGCACGACAAGUUAGUUCAGCCGAAUGAACCGUUGCCCGAAGUCAUCAAUGUGCGUCCUUCAUCUUUGAUACAGGAGUUUGAAACUGAAUGGAUACCACCCAAAAACGAUAUUGUGCGAUAUUUUGCAAAUAAGCCCUCCGUGGCUUCGAACACUGGAUACAGUAUCGAUUUUGAUUCUGACGAUGAAGCCGAAUAUAGCGCGGUCAGCACGGUAGGUCACGAGAGUGAUGAAAAUACAAACCCGAAGUCAUUCGCUUGGCAGCUGCUCCGUCUUGCGCUCGUUGAACACCAGAUCUUCAGAAUACGGCAAUUCUUGUCUAUUGCAGGAUUUGAUUCCAAUGGUAAGGUAUAUCAUCAAUGA
This is a messenger RNA of Haemonchus placei, 462 nucleotides long. The record is from the annotation of a GenBank genome assembly. Lineage: Eukaryota; Metazoa; Nematoda; Chromadorea; Rhabditida; Trichostrongylidae.